AUGAACGGCAACUACAACUUGCGAUCCCGGGGCCAGGACCUUGAAGCCAGAUACGGCAAGCUACCAUGGACGGCAUGCAGUCGCCCCCAUCGCAUCUCGACGCCUGAGAAGGAUCGAGCGCAGACUCGACUCGACCCUGUCGGCUGCCACCCGAGUCGAUGGGUCUACGAUCUGCUCAACAAUGAUUUCAUGACGUGCGACCUCGUCGACCGAGCCAAAGGCGGUCAGCUGCCCGUACCGUUCGAUACCUCUCACGCGCAUCGACUCGUCAACAGCGGCAAACAAAGCCAUCGCUGGGCCACUCAUACAAUCACUUCGACGCUAUGUUUGGACUGCCACUUCCACUUCAUCAUCCGCACCUCAUGGCAACAAGCGCAUGCCAGCACGCUCUGUAGCAAAGCCCACGCGGAAUGGGUACCCUUCGAGGACAGACCGUGCUUCCAUCACCUCGCCUAUGCCGGUACCGAGCCCGAGAACAUCAUCGACGCAGAAAGACAAGACGGCAGCAACGUCGUCAGCCGGGAGACGUUUGCCUGCACCGCUGCGCAGUGUACAUUUACAGUGACGGUCGAUGUGUGCGAGCCUCGCUUGAGCACAGACAUGUUGGAGCUGCUGCAGGACGAAGACACAAUCCUCAAGGCGCUCAACACCGCCAGACAGAACGAACCGGAAAGAUACCAGGUCGCUACGGACGAAUGGGCAAAGCAGGCGCCGCUAAAUCUCAACACGUACUUGCGUAACAUGCUUGAGGACCCACCCGACAAACAAAAGACGAUAUCAAAGCGUAACAAGCGAUUUGCCGUGGUGUUUGGUCCACGCUGUUUUGAUUUGUUUCGGUACCUGGGGUUUGCAGAGGAGGUCACGCUUACAGAAAACGGUGUAGACGAGGGAUCCUUCAUAUCCGAAUACCCACCACGCCCGGCGGAUGCGUGGGGUCCUACCGAGAUAGGCUCUAGGCGCGCAUUCAUUGAAGACGCGCGGUCCGAGGUCCAGGCUCUGAUACACAAAAAAGGCGUGACCUUUGACGAGGCCCAGAAGCCGCAGUUUGUCAAUGCCUUGAUACACGAGCUCCUUGGCGUGGAAGAGAUCCUGAACCUGGGAGACAAUGAGCUGGUCCAGAGCCACAGCCACCAGCUCAUUGGCGUGGUCCCCGGUCUCCAUCAAAUUGCCAUUGUCAACGCGUAUUUCCAGCAGUGGAAUCUGCUACCCGCUAGGAGACAGGAAAUGAUUGUUGCGCUGGCUUUGAUCGCCCAACACCACCCUGACGAUGCCCUGGCCGAAUACGCUGCCACGCAGGACUCUGUCUAUGGGGCAGUGGCCAGUCCUGGCAGCCCUGUCGGCAAGGCUUUGGCGCUCUUGGGGCUGCCGCCUCCCAACAUAUAUGACUAUGGCGAGAUUAUGGCCGCCUAUCGGCAGAAGCUUUUCGAAGACCCGGCUCGCAUUUCAGACUUGCGCGAGGCUUUGAUGGCGCUUGCUACGGACUGCCAGAAGGAAGACAUGCAGCUGAGGCUGGUUGUGGAAGGAGGCGGCGAGAGCAUGACGGCUGACACGGCAAUGGCCGUACUGGGCUGUUCGGAUGCUGCCACGCCGAUUCAGUGGUUGGGCGCUGCGGAGCGUCUCUUGGAGAAGGCCGAGGACCCCAGGGCUAAGCCAGCGCUGCUUCAGGCCAUCCAGACCCUGGUCUCUGACCACGACGACCCUUUGAUUAGGGACCGGUGGUUGCGUAUGAACAGCGUGCAUGCCUCGGGCACCAGCUCGAAUGUGCCCAUCUGGGAGCAGCCGGGCGAUAUUGGAUUGCCGGUUGGCCUGAGCAACAUUGGCAACACGUGCUAUCUGAACAGCCUGCUGCAGUAUCUCUUCACUGUCAAACCAGUACGCGACAUUGUGACAAAUUACGAGGCGUAUCAGCUUGAUAUGGACGACAAAACGCUGGAGGAGCGUAGGCUCGGCGCCAACAAGAUGAAGCUGGAUCGCGCCGAAGCCGUCGUGUCGCAAGUCUUUGUCAAGGAGCUCGGUGCCCUUUUCGAGAGUUUGGUGGCGUCCGACAAGAAGGCACAGAAACCAACGCAGCGCCUAGCGAACGCCGUCUUGUUGGAUACUAAUGACCUGCUCCAGGGCGCGCACAGCGAAGCUGAAGCCAAGGCGCCUCCGUUGCCCGCGCGGCCGUCGCCUGCCUCACCCGCCCACGACGUGCCAAUGGGCACAGCAGACGGCCAAGAAGCUGCGAGCAAUGCGUCCACUGCGGUGGACGAUGAGAGCAGGCCCGAGGUUACACAUGCGGAGGAUGCUAUGGAGGACGCCGUCAUGGAGGACGUCGAACCAUCCAUUGAGGAAAAGGUUCAAAAGGCGCUGGAGGUGCAGAAGCGCAGCUCUGGCACCGAACAGCAGGAUGCAGAGGAGGUCAUUGGCCGGAUGAUCAACCGCCUGCAAGCCGCCAUCCGCCCGACCGGGGUAGACGAAGCGACAGGCAUCCAGCUGGAGAAGAUUAUCGAGACUUUCUUCCUGACGACGGUCAACUACACCAAGAAGUUUGACGACACCGCUUACCAGACCGAGGUUAGCUACGACAGAUCGAUCACUGCCUUCCCCGCUGCGGAUGGAUCGUGCUCGCUCGAGGAGGCGUUGGGUCGCAACUUUGAUCUGCAGGUUCUCGAGGACAGCCGCCUGUUGCGCUACACUGCGAUCCGCCAACUGCCGCCGGUCCUGCACGUCCUGAUCCAGCGCACGCAGUCGAAUGGCACCAAGAAUAUGCACCCUGUUGUCAUCCCAGAAAAGCUAUCACUGGACCAGUUCAUGGACGCACAGCAUGACUCGGAGGAGUUCACACGCCGCUCCAAAGGGUGGGCCCUAUCGCAAAGACUGCAGGACGUCAACAGGACCCUGAAUCAAACAGUCAAGUCCAACGAGGGUAGCGCUGCUCUCUUGUCUGCCGCAGUCGCGAGCGUCGAAUCGUCUGAAGACGCUGAUAUGGGGGACGAACCGGAAGAGGAUUGGACUUUUGAUGGACCUGUGGAAGAAGACUUUAUGAUAGUCAACCAUGAGGGCGUGGGAAGCAAGGAGCGGCCUGCGCCGCCAGAAGAUCUGGCUGCCGCAGAGAACGAGCUCAACGGCAUGAUCCAAGCAGAGGGACAGGAGCUUGCGGCGGAGCUCGACGGUCUAUAUGCUGGGGCGAGCGAGAACGUCUAUCGGCUUGAAGCGGUGAUCUGCCACAGAGGCCAGGCAGCGUCUGGCCACUACUGGGUGUGGAUCUACGAUUUCGAGGACGGGCUGUGGCGGCACUACAACGACGAGACGGUGGAGGUCAAGGAGUCGACGGAACAGGUGCUGUCGGAGCUCAACACCAAGGGGGAACCCUACUACCUUUGCUACGUGCGGGACAGCGACAAGGAGAAGUGGGUGGAGGUGCCCAAGCGGACGAUGGUGAAGGAGCUCUAG
This is a messenger RNA of Emericellopsis atlantica, 3435 nucleotides long. RefSeq lists its product as uncharacterized. Bases 1 to 3435 code for a protein of 1144 amino acids. The transcript is spliced from 2 exons. The record is from RefSeq and is a predicted model, not a curated record. Lineage: Eukaryota; Fungi; Ascomycota; Sordariomycetes; Hypocreales; Bionectriaceae. Gene Ontology annotation, molecular function: proteasome binding; cysteine-type deubiquitinase activity. Gene Ontology annotation, biological process: regulation of proteasomal protein catabolic process; proteasome-mediated ubiquitin-dependent protein catabolic process; protein deubiquitination.